UCACCUGGAGACCGUCCGACCAGCGGGGCAGCAGAUGGAGCACGUUUGAUCACGCUCGUCGCUUUUUCCGUCAAGUCACGCGUGUACGUGGCUCAUCAUGUGAGGAUUGCAGUUGUUGUUUUUCGGGCGGGACAUGGAAGACCUGGACGGCUCCUGGUCGGUGUCCCUGCAGGCGGCAGUGGCCAACGCCAGCUGGACGGAGGGCGCGGGGCGCGGUUUGUCCAGGCAGACCCAGCUGGUUCUGGAGACCGUCAUGGUGCUGAUGUGUUUGUGCGCUGUGACAGGGAACAUCCUUGUCAUCAUCAUCGUGGCUGCAACCAAGACCUUCCACUCGGUGACGUCAGUGCUGAUCAUGAACCUGGCCAUCAGUGACCUCCUGGUGGCCGUCGGGGUCAUGCCCUUUGUGGCUCUGUCCAUCAUGAACCGCGGCUGGGUGGAGUGCACCGACCUCUGUCUGUACGUCGGUUACACCUCCUCCGUGUACUGCACGGCCUCCGUGCUCACGUUGGCGGCCAUUGCCCUCGACCGCUACCACUCCAUCGUGGACUGCCUGCUGUACAGCUCGCGCUGCACUCCGUGGAGAACCGGCUGCGUGGUCAUGUGGAUCUGGCUGCAAGCUGUGGUGACCAGCUGCCCCCCACUGCUGGGCUGGAGCUCCGUCAGCUACGUGGUGCCCAUGUUCAACUGCGCGGUCAAAUGGUCCAGCAGUCCCAGCUACACGGCCUUCAUGGCGGCCCUGUCGUACCUCAUCCCGGCCGUGGUCAUCCUCUUCUGCUACGUGAACAUCGUCAAGGUGGCCCGCGGCCACGCGCGCAGGAUCCACACGUUGGAGGACUCGGUGCAGCGCGCCAGGGACCCGGGCGCCGCGCGCUGUGGGAGCAGCUCCUCCAGUCUCAUCUAUCACGUGAGCGGGCGGUUUGUGUCCGAGGUCAGCAGAGAUGAAUCCACGCAGGCUGCGGCGCAGCGGAAUGACCCUUCGUCCAGGAGUUCCUUCUCCUUCCUCGCGCACGGGGCCUCCAGGCCGCCGCCCCAGAGCCCCCACCAGCACCAGCACGGCCACCACGGACUAGUGCGCCUCUUCCUGGUCAUCGCAGCCUUUUUCCUCUGCUGGACACCUUACAUGGCCGUGGCUCUGGUCCAGGCCACAGAGACCGCGAUCUCGGGCCGAUCCAGACUCGUGCCCCACUCCGCCGUGACCUUCUCGUACUGGCUGGUGCUGCUGAACUCUGACAUCAACCCGCUGCUUUACGCGCUGCUCAGCAAGCGUUUCCAGGGCGCCUUUCAGCGUCUGGCGGAGAAAGUAAGAGCCCGCCUGGGACGCGCGCUGGGCCGGGAAGUUGGGGUCAGAGCUGGGGGCGGCGGUGGCAGUGACGGCGGCCCCUGCACCCGGACCCCCACCCACCUAAGUGUGCCGCCAUCCAGCUCAGAGAGUUCAAGCUGCGACGUCUCCCGGCGUUCCUCCUCCGUUUUUACCGUGAGCACCGGCUUCCAGCACCACUCUGGCUCCGGGUCCUUCUCGGUGUGGCAGGAGGCCGGAGGGGAAGGGGGGGCGGACUGCCUGCGGGUCCCCCCCCAGCCGAAGGAGGGCGGCAGGCUGCCUUUCUCUGCUCUGACUGAGGAGCGUCAGGCCACUUUCUUCUACGGACAGAUCACGGUCAGGGUGGAGCACGAUGUGUGUUAGUCCGGCUGAUGGACGCGCUGUUGGAGAAACAAACUAAUUGGACGAACAAUUUGUUUAUUAAUGUUUUUUUUUACAGCUUAAUUGUUUGGUUCCAACAACGUCAGAGAAGAACAGCUAAUACUCGUUUGAGAAGCUAGAAUCACUGAUUGUUGGGAGCGUUUUGGGUCUAGCUAUUCAAUUAUAUUUCUUUGACCUAUUGGUUAUUAAAUAAUUCCAGUUGUUACAUACAGGGCAUGUUUCAAAUGUCCCCGGACUAUUUUCAUAUUUAUCAAAUCAUUAUUUCAACUCUAGUUGGAAUAAAUAUACUUUUUUUUAAACUAGUUUCAGCUUGCCAUGUUGCCUUUGACCAUUUCCAGUAAUCAGACUGUAGGACAGUAAAACCCAGAGGGGAAAACAAACCUGCACAAGAAAAUGUAUUGAAAAGAAAUAUUUUAUAUAGUACAUGUGUUUACACUUGAAGACACCCAACAGUUGAUUCUAAUAAAGCCACCACGUUAUUCCCGCUCUAAA
Messenger RNA from Gasterosteus aculeatus aculeatus (three-spined stickleback), 2191 nucleotides. Its product is annotated as 5-hydroxytryptamine receptor 1F. Lineage: Eukaryota; Metazoa; Chordata; Actinopteri; Perciformes; Gasterosteidae. Gene Ontology annotation, biological process: G protein-coupled receptor signaling pathway. Gene Ontology annotation, molecular function: G protein-coupled receptor activity. Gene Ontology annotation, cellular component: membrane. The record is from RefSeq and is a predicted model, not a curated record.